Molecule: messenger RNA, 2054 nt
Organism: Empidonax traillii (willow flycatcher)
Lineage: Eukaryota; Metazoa; Chordata; Aves; Passeriformes; Tyrannidae
Gene: ZSWIM1
Product: zinc finger SWIM-type containing 1
Exons: 3
Molecular function (GO): zinc ion binding
Source: RefSeq, a predicted model, not a curated record
AUGACUCACCGCCCGCCCACGGGGAGCGCACCGCCAGAUGAUUGGAUAGUAGAGCUGUCAGUCACCUGGGCAGUGGCACGGUUGUCUGUGCUGGUUGGCUUGCCUCCUGUCAAUCUGCAGAGAACGGCUCUGAUUGGUCAGGAUCAGGGCGUGGGCGGUGCCCCGGGGUUUAACGGCGGUCCCGGGGGUCGCGCCGGGGAACUGAGCGCCCGUUCCCGCAGCUUCCAGGACUUCGGGGAGCGCUGCCGGGCCCGCAAGCCGGAGGAUGUGCGCUGGGUGAGCCAGGACUGCCGGAGAUGCACCUGCUACUGCCACCGCCGCUCCCAGCUGCCCUGCCGGCACAUCCUGGCCGUGCUGCCGGAGCACGGGGGGCGUGCGGAGAGAGCCGUGCUGUGCAGGGGCAGCUCCCCAGGCCAUGCUGGGGGCUCGGCGGGCAGCAGGGAGGAGGGAGUGCAGUCGCUCAGCCUCGUGCUGACCAGCCUGCUGCAGAGCAACGGGGAGCAGCUGAAGGAGCGCAGCUCCGCGCUGGCGGCCACCCGGGCCACCUGGGCUCGGUCACCGGAGCAGGCAGCCGGGCAGGAGCCGGUGCCAGAGGGCCGGACACACCGAGGAGCGGUGCGCUCCCGUGGCUGCAGCAGCUGGCCCUGGAGCACCACACCGAGCGCCUGGCCCCGACGGCGGCGGGAGCUGUUCGCCUUCCCGAGGGACCUCAUCGCUCCGGACUUGCUGCCUCAGCUCCUCCUUCACUGGCUGCUCGAUGACGGGAUCUGGGCUGCGCACAGGGAGGGCAGCUGAGGGGAGAGCAGCGGCUACUUCGUGGAGAUGGAGGUUGUCAUCCAGGGGCUAAGCCAGGUUUUCAGUAGUGGGUUCCCUCUGGAGAGCUGCGUCACCACCUUGGCCCAGCACUAUGAAAAGUGUGAUUGUAAGAGCCCUCCUGAUGCUGUGACGUGCUCUGCUCCCCAUCCUGAUGACUGUGCUGUUCAGGAGCUCCCCAAAGCUUGCCCCUUGCCCUCUCUGGUGUGCCAGGGUAACACAUCCCAGAGCUCCAGCCAGGCUUCCUCUACUGUGGCAGCAGCUCAGCAGCAGCUCUUGUCAGCCUCUCUUGCAGCCACCAGGAGUCCUGUGAUUGUUCUCCAGAGUCUACCAGCAGUUCCCCAGCUCUUUGAGGCUCUCCAGUGUCAGCCUGAAAUCUCCCAGUCUCUCCUCCAGGGCGAACCCACAACCCCUCACUCCCUGUUAUAUCCUUCAUCUCCUCCAGUAAAACUGAGGGCCACAGAGGCCCCAGAGGAUGACAGCAGGGAGGAGAUUAACCAAAGAACUGAAGAAGGCAUCAAACAGUCUCUGAGUGUUGAAGAGAACUGGGCCAAGGAUGGAACCCUGCAGAACUAGUGACCAGAUAACAAUCUGUUGUCAGUCACUACAACUGUUUGUGCCUCACCUGUGAACAAGUUGCUCACUAUCCCAUAAUACAGUUAUCCAGCUGUGGGCUGGACAUUUUGUCCAGAAGUAUCCUGUGAGAGACAGUAUCAAAAGCUUUGCUGAAGUCCAAAAAGACUAUAUGUACUGGCUUUCCUAGGUGAACUAGGUGAGUUACCCUGUUGUUGAAGGGAAUCAGGUUCAACAAGCAGGACUUCCCCCUCCUGAAGCCAUGCUGGCUGUGGCCAAUGUCAACAACAGUGUCAAAAACACCAGGUGUUUUUUAAGACCUCCCAAAAUAAUCUUUUCUAUGAUUUUACCAGGUACUGAAGUGAGGCUGACAGGCCUGUAGCUUCUGGGGUCCUCCUUUUUGCCCUUCUUAAAAAUCAGGAUAAUGUUUGCCAGCUUCCAGUCAGCUGAGACCUCUCCAGAUUUCCAGGACUGCUCAAAAAUCAUCGAGAGAGGCUUUGCAAUGACAUCAGCUAGUUCUUUGAGGAUUCUCAGAUGAAUCCCAUCUGGCCCCAUAAUAACAUGUGACAAAAUUAUUUCAUCUGUGGCCAGCGCCCACAGGUCCUUGCACCAUCCAGCUGCGGGGGUUGUGCAACAGAGCCAAUAAAUCAGCCUUGUGCUGUUUGGGA